AUGGCAGAAGGCCCACUUCUGAGUCAGCUUCCCUCUGAGACGUCCCAUCAAGACUCCGAUGAGGGACCCAGGGAGCAGAGUGAUCCCUGUGUGGAACACACAGACCCAGUGGAAGUAGAUGAGCCAGAUGGACCUGCCAAACCCAUUGCUUAUGUGAGGCCCAGGAGGUGCGAGCCCACAGCACCCGCGGAAGCUACAGAGGAUCAUGCCGAUAGAAGAAACAACCAAGAAGGAAGCGCUUACCCUGGAAGGCAGAGGUGGAGGCAGAGGCCGUGGCACAGGAGAGAGAUCGGCAACCACUCCCAGGCAGCCUUCCAGGUGUGGCGGGAAGCCUCUGAGGGACGAGUUCCACAAAUCUACAUUAACCACAGUGAAGGACCACAUCUGGAUCCGAGAACAGGGGCUGACAUGAGCGUGUACCCCACCUUUACUCCAAUAAGUCCAGUGCCAGCAGAGAUGGCCCAGUGGCCACCUAUGGUUUAUGGAUACUGGGUUGCCAUGAAGCAUCAGGUCCUGGCUACCCAUCACUAUGUUCCCUUCAUCCCCAUGACCAACACAGUCCCACACUUCAUACCAUACAGGCCCAUAUUCUUCUUGUCCAUCCCUUGGUGA
Messenger RNA from Rattus rattus (black rat), 612 nucleotides. Its product is annotated as proline-rich protein 20E-like. The record is from RefSeq and is a predicted model, not a curated record. The transcript has 2 exons. Lineage: Eukaryota; Metazoa; Chordata; Mammalia; Rodentia; Muridae. The coding region runs from base 1 to 612 and encodes 203 amino acids.